Puntigrus tetrazona (Sumatra barb) is the source of this 4457-nucleotide messenger RNA. RefSeq names its product mitogen-activated protein kinase 9 (gene mapk9). Lineage: Eukaryota; Metazoa; Chordata; Actinopteri; Cypriniformes; Cyprinidae. Bases 321 to 1589 code for a protein of 422 amino acids. The record is from RefSeq and is a predicted model, not a curated record. Gene Ontology annotation, molecular function: ATP binding; JUN kinase activity. The transcript is spliced from 12 exons. Gene Ontology annotation, biological process: JNK cascade; protein phosphorylation. Gene Ontology annotation, cellular component: nucleus; cytoplasm.
CCAGCCAGCGCGCGAGAGCGAGCGAGCGAGCGAGAGAGAGAGACGUAGAAAAAUUACUGUCCCACCAACCUCCGCCCCUGCAGUCAUGCCACACUCUGGAUUUCACUGUCAAGCCUCUUAAAACUGAAGAAAAUCUCACUCGGCCGUUAUUAAGGCCGGCGGUGUUUAACGUGGAAGCGAUAAACGCCGACACUUCCGCGGUUCGGAGGAUCUGUUUGCUGGCGUGCCUGCGUGUGUAUGUAUGCAUGGGAGUGAACUGGAGAAAGCGAGGAGAAGAAGAGGAGGUUUGAUUCGUCUAGAGGCACUCAGUGGGAGGAGCCAUGACAGAAGGGGAGGGGCAGUUCUACAGCGUGCAGGUGGGUGACUCCACCUUUACGGUGCUCAGAAGGUACCAGCAGCUCCGCGCCAUCGGAUCCGGUGCCCAGGGUAUCGUCUGCUCUGCUCUGGACACUGCACUUGGCAUCCCAGUCGCUGUGAAGAAGCUGAGCCGGCCCUUUCAGAACCAGACCCAUGCGAAGAGGGCUUAUAGAGAGCUGGUUCUGCUUAAGUGUGUUAACCACAAGAACAUCAUCCGUUUGCUUAAUGUCUUCACACCCCAGAAGUCAUUGGAAGAAUUUCAGGAUUUGUACUUGGUAAUGGAACUGAUGGACGCUAGCCUUUGUCAGGUGAUCCACAUGGACCUGGACCAUGAGAGGAUGUCUUACCUGCUCUACCAGAUCCUGUGUGGCAUCAGACAUCUACACUCAGCUGGCAUUAUUCAUAGGGAUCUGAAGCCUAGUAACAUUGUAGUGAAGUCUGACUGCACGUUAAAGAUCUUAGACUUUGGGCUGGCCAGAACUGCCUGCACUAACUUCAUGAUGACACCCUACGUAGUAACCAGAUACUACAGAGCACCAGAGGUUAUCUUGGGAAUGAAAUAUAAGGAGAAUGUGGAUAUCUGGUCGGUGGGCUGCAUCAUGGGUGAGAUGGUCAAAGGAAGUGUCAUAUUCCAGGGCACCGAUCAUAUUGACCAGUGGAAUAAAGUGAUUGAGAUUCUGGGAACCCCUUCUCUGGAGUUUAUGAACCGUUUAAUGGAGACUGUAAGGAACUAUGUAAUGAACAAACCCCAGUUUCCUGGAGUCAGUUUUAAUGAGCUCUUUCCCGAUUGGGCCUUUCCUUCCGAGACGGAGCAUGACAAGGUCAAAACUAGUCAAGCACGAGACCUGCUGUCCAAGAUGCUGGUAAUCGACCCUGAAAGCCGCAUCUCUGUUCAGGAGGCCCUCAAUCACCCUUACAUUCAUGUGUGGUACGAUCCAGCGGAGGCCGAUGCGCCUCCUCCGCAGAUAUCAGACAAGCAGUUGGAGGAGAGGGAACACAGCAUUGAGCAGUGGAAAGAGUUGAUUUAUAAAGAAGUAAUGGACUGGGAGGAGAGGAACAAGAAUGGAGUACUGAAAGAGGAGUGUUUAGUAGACGGUACGGUGAACAGCAGCACCACUGCCUCCCAGUCAUCCUCUAUUAACGACAUCUCGUCCAUGUCGACGGAGCAGACAUUGGCGUCAGACACCGACAGCUCCUGCAUCGACACCCUCACAGGACCAUUAGAAGAGUGACUUGAGUGGGUUCCACCUUCCCCGUCUUCUCGCUUAUGUCACAUCCCUCCCCCUCACCUCUGUGGACCAUGCUGUGGUCUUGACUGAAGAAAAGUGUGGGUGCACAUUCAUUCGGCUUCAAGUUUACACUCAAAAUCUUUCACUCUUGCUUUUAAGGGCCUGUCCCAUCUUUCAAAUAGAGACAUUUGUGUAAUAUUAGCCUUAGUCAUGUCUGUUGUGGCUAAAGCUCAGAUUACACACCAAAAAUCUAACUUCUUUUAUGUUUGACUGCAUCUUUACAGUUUUAGUUUUACAUUUUUUAAAUAUCUCAGUUCAUAAAUGGGCAAAUAAUAGAUAAUAGGUUUAUGCUUUAAUGCAUUCACGUUUCACUUCAUAUAAACAAAAAUUAAUUAAUCUAGUGGUGUUAUUGCAGCAGCAUGUGAAAUAUCAGAAUUUAUCCCUGUCAUUUAUCUCUCUCUCUCUCUCUCUCUCUCUCUCUCUCUCUCUCUCUCUCUCUCUGUCUCUCUUUCUCUCUUUCUCUCUUUCUCUCUCUCUCUCUCUCUCUCUCUCUCUCUCUCUCUCUCUCUCUCUCUCUCUCUCUCUCUCUCUCUCUCUCUCUCUCUCUCUCUCUCAUAUUACCAUUCAUUUCAUCACCUAAAAGAAGCACAGAUAUAAAUUCUUGGAAAACGUUAUAGCUAGCCAGCCCCUUUGGAAUGAGUUCCUGUGACAAGUAUUGCUGCAUGAUAUUAACAAAGAACACUUACUAGACAGACAGUGUAACUACAGCUCACUGAAAUAAGCCUAAACACACCUAGAAACAGAACAAUAGUGCCUGCCUCUGUACAUAGUCACCAUACACCCAUUUUAAAAGCGAACCUAAUGAUGCUUUUCGGUUGGUUAGGGUGUAGUUGUGUGUGUAUAUAUACGUACAUAGAUUUUGUGUAAAUGUCCUUUUUUUUCUUUGUGCUGUGGAACGAUUUUUACAGAUUCUGAAUAUGCUUUAGCAUAUGUACUGUAAAACAAUUUAUGUAGAUGGAACUUGAAAUCGAUUUAAAAAUUGCACAUAGAAUUUAAAAGUGAGAAUAUUCUGCUUAAAAAAAAAAAAGAACAAACAAUUCAAGAUAUCCAAUGGAACAUUGUGGAUGCAACAUUCUAAUCAAAGCCCCUGUUCCUCAUUCCAAGAGUAAUUAAUCACCGCUGACAAGUUCAUGAUGUAUCUCGAAAGAUUGUACGUUUAAUUGCAUGAGCUAAUGCAAACCAUUGCCUUUUUUAAUCUCCUCCAACUUGAAAAGCCCAUAAGAAUGUUGUACAAAGCAAAUUUAUGAUUCCUUUUGUUAAUAGACUUGUCAGUGGAUUUUUAUUUCUGCAGUUUUCUCGUCUUUAAAGAUGUCCAUUCAGUAAAACACAAAAAGGAUUUUCAUGUUUGAAUGAAUUAUCAAGGCCGUAUAAUUUAAUUUCCUUUUAUACGUGUCUCUUUAGUCUUAGGUUGCUGUUUGCAGACUUGCGAAUCAGUGAUACACUGUAGGUAACCAUGCACUUAGAGACCUGUUUUGGAUCUUGUGGUAACAGUGGUAAUCAGGAUGGAAACCCACAUGUUCAUCACCUUUCUGCUUUCUUUUCCCUCUAGUCUUGUAGAUAUGUAUGAUGAUGUGUCCUGUACUCUACAUUAAUUUUAUGCAUGAUAACACAAGGAAUCCCAGACUUAGGGACAUUGCAGAAAUCUUUGGUUGUUUAGGUUUUGAGUUUGUGUUCCUCUAAGCUCAGACUGAAAUGGGAAUAUCAGUGGAUGGAUCCUACACUGAUGGACAGUACUCAAGGAUGAACUUAGCAUCACCAUAAUUUUCAUGCCUUAAGCUUCUCACUCUUAGUGUCUCUGCAGCUUGGCCUGGAGAUCACAAAAUGAUUGAUGGUAAUUGACCUACAAUCGAGGUUUUUUUUUUUUUUUUUUUUCAGCAGGCUGGGAUGUUUGCUACCCAUGCCACUUUGUCUGUUUUCUCAAACAUCACAUUUCCUGGUCUCCUUGAGCUUGUGAGAUUUGUUUUGGUGCUUCAAUUUACUGUUAGCACAGUGAUAAUGUAUUACAACAACGCAAUAGUGCAUUGUGUUCCAUUCUCAUUUCGGAGCCUCAUGCACAUUAGUUUCGCUGUUGUGGACUCAUUGAUUCCUGUUAUGAACACUAGUGAUGGACCUCUGUGGCAUUGAUAACUUCAAGACAACGAACAAAGCUGGCUCACACUUUCUCAAGGGCUUACUUUCUCUUCUUUUAGGUGUCUGUUUCCCUUGGGGAAGAGGGUGUGUGUUUGUGAACAACAGUGUUUUUUUAGAGGUGGAAUCAGUAAUUACUUGAAAGAAUUAUUGACUUCAAAGAGAUUCAUUUACUUCUUAUACUAUUUACAUAAAGGCUAGUGUACACUGCACUACCAGAUGCUGACAGCCAACCGAUUACAGUAUGUCACGUCUCAGACAUUCCAUUGGCAAAAACAAGGACUGACCAAUGAUAACAGACACCGAGAGGGGUAAGACACUGAUCUGACAAAACCAGACGAGUGUGUCUGGUUGUCAUGUCUGUCAGUGCAGUGUGAGCUGGCCUUAAAAAGACAGUUCUCAUGAUCAUCAAUCAAAUCCUAUAAAAGGAAUAGAUAUCUAACUGCUCUGUGCUAGUAAUGUCUGUUUAGCUAUCAUGUGUUUUGUAAUGAUGUGCUACAUAUGGGUGCCCUGUCAGUGGGCUAUGAUGGGAGUUACCCAAAUCACAAUUCUGUCUGAAACAUAUGCAAAACCUUAAACAAUACUCUAUCUACAAAAACCGAGUGAGAAUUCUUUUCUCUGCGAAAAAAAAAGAAAAGAAAAUAAACAUCUGUUACAGCUGGCCAAAUAAAAAGCUCAAAGUAC